Messenger RNA from Hippocampus zosterae (dwarf seahorse), 2144 nucleotides. Its product is annotated as noelin-3-like. The coding region runs from base 309 to 1766 and encodes 485 amino acids. Lineage: Eukaryota; Metazoa; Chordata; Actinopteri; Syngnathiformes; Syngnathidae. The transcript is spliced from 5 exons. The record is from RefSeq and is a predicted model, not a curated record. Gene Ontology annotation, biological process: signal transduction.
GUGAGCUGCGCAUGCGCGUGGCGAGCAGCUGCCUCUCUUGAGUUGACAUGGACCCAGCGAAGUGAACACAACCAUGUCACGAGUGGGCACCUUUUGAUGACGGCGACUGGUUUUUUUUCUCCCACACAUUAUUCGUCGCGUUUUUCUAUUAGUGUAUAUGUGUGUUGGGGUGUUGUUGGACUGCCGCCCCCCCCCCAUCACCACCACCACCAGGCUGGACGAUUGGACUGGCACGUGUAAACUCUGCUCGUUUCCAUUCUUGUUGCUGUUGCUUGUUUGAAGUUGUCGCGGUUGUAUCUCGCCCCGACAUGCGGACGCAGUCGCCGUUGGUGCCCGUCGCCGUCGUCGUGCCGCUGCUGUUUGGCUUCUGGCCGUCGUCCGUGACCAUGUUGGGGCCGCGGGAGGGCUGGCAAGUGUUCGGCUCUGCCCAGGACGCCGACGGCCGCUGCGUGUGCACGGUGGUGGCACCCGGGCAGAGUCUGUGCUCACGGGAUGCCAAAGGACGCCAGCUGCGACAACUCCUGGAGAAGGUCCAGAACAUGUCGCAGUCCAUGGAGGUUCUCAACCUGCGUACUCAGAGGGACUUCCAGUACAUCGUGAGGAUGGAGAGCCUCAUUAAAGGUCUGCGCUCCAAAUUCAGACAAAUGGAGUCGGACAGGAGGACGCUGGCCAGCAAAAACUUCCAGGUACUCUCCGCUCCGUCUUGCCUUCCCGUCUCGAAAGCUCGUACGUCCCCGGGCGUAUUGCUGACAUGUCCUCAGGAACUGAAAGAGAAGAUGGACUCGCUACAGCCGCUAAUCCCCGUGUUGGAGCAGUACAAGACGGACACCAGGAUCAUCACCCAGUUUAAGGAAGAGAUCAGGAACCUGUCGUCCGUCUUGCUGGCCGUGCAGGAACAAAUGGGGACGUUUGACUAUGACGAGCUCAAUCGGAAAGUCCUGAGCUUGGAAAACCGCCUGAGAAGCUGCAUGAGCAAACUUACAUGCGGCAAGCUGUUGAAGAUCAGCGGCCCGCUCACAGUGAAGACCUCCGGGACCAGAUUCGGCGCGUGGAUGACAGACCCGCAAGCUUCUCCUGAAAACAUCAAAGUUUGGUACAUGGACGGCUACACCAACAACAAGAUCGUCAAGGAGUACCAAUCCAUGGCGGACUUCGUGUCGGGCGCGGAAUCUCGGACGUACAGCUUGCCCUUCAAGUGGGCGGGCACCAACCACGUGGUGUACAACGCUUCGCUGUACUACAACAAGAUGCAGAGCAACAUCAUCGUGCGCUACAGCCUGCGGACGGGCCGCGUGCUGACCCAGCGGGCGCUGGACUCGGCCGGCUUCCACAACGUCUACCCGUACACUUGGGGCGGCUUCUCCGACAUCGACCUGAUGGCCGACGAGCUGGGCCUGUGGGCCGUCUACGCCACCAACCGCAACGCCGGCAACGUGGUCCUGAGCCGCCUGGACCCCGACACUUUACGCCCGCUCGCCACCUGGAACACCGAGUACUCCAAACGCAACGCCGGCGAGGCCUUCAUGAUCUGCGGGACGCUCUACGUCACCAACUCGCACUUGACCGGCGCCAAAGUGUACUACACUUACUCUACCCGGACGUCCACCUACGAGUACGUCGACAUCCCCUUCCACAACCAGUACUUCCACAUGUCCAUGCUGGACUACAACGCGCGUGAGCGAGCGCUCUAUGGCUGGAACAACGGACACCAGGUGCUCUUCAACGUCACACUCUUCCACGUCAUCCAAAGCGACGACGACGCUUAAACGAGAAUAUUUGUUGCUCAUCCACUGUGAUUUCACCUGAGCUGUCAGUUCAAAUCCUGAAUGUGAAAGAACGAACUUCAACAACCGUUUCAUCGCUAAUUUAUGCUGUAUUUUGUCCGAAACAGACUUCAGCAGAGAUUCGAACACUCGACAGCGAGUCAAUCCCGUUAACAACUUUCGUCGUCGCAUUCCUCCAGCAAUUUUCUUCUGAAGGCCAAACGUUAGCUUUGAAAAUUGUGCGUAAACUUUUGUGGGCUAUGUUUCUCGGAUUUAGUUGCAGUCUUUGUUUUGUAUUGUGAUUUUUCUGCAGAAACAAGGAUUUAACGGUGUAAAUAAGAAGCUUAUCAUAACAAUAAACAUAUUCUUCAUUAUUUACAA